AGGAGGACUGGCUAGAGAGCACAUUUCAUUUAGCCAGCCAGAAGGCUCUGCUAGCGGGGAGUCAUCAGCUGAGCCUGAGAUGCGUCAGCCCACCGAUGUUGCCGAGUCACAGCUGAGUUCACAGAGUCGGAGUGAGCCGAUUGCUACCAUCACUGGGAACAUCUGCACUGAACGGGACCGUCCCUCUCAGAACUGCCAGGAGCAGCAUAGAGCAGCAAUUUUACCUCUCCUCACUCACCCUCGACGGAGCUCCAGCAAUACAAACGGAGGGGUAAGGGCUGAUCUCAAACUGAAUUUGAUUGCAGAGGAAGCCCUGUCUUUGGGACAUGCUUGUGAGGAGUCAUCCAUCCCAGAUACAGAGAGAAACUACCGCCAAGUCUUCCUGCCUUUAAUCUCACCUCUGCAUCUGACUACUUCACAACAACUCCCAGUCGAGCGGCAAGCGAGCAGCAGUCAACAGGUCCGACCUGAGAGGAGCACAACAAAAACCAGGACAGCCGAAAGUGCAGCUGAGUUCCAAGACCAGAGCAAAAGAGGUGCUAUGUCUGUUGUGGGUGUGUACGCAUAUAGUAGCAGUAAAGGCAACAGUAGAGGCAACAACAGAGUUCACUUCGCUGACACUGUGAAACAAGAAGGCAGUUCCUCUGUGGUUCUCAGGGACAUGACGGUGUCGGCUAUGGACUGUGCCUCUUUGCCUCCGCUGACUGUACAUGAGAGCUUGCACUAUCCCGUGGUUGAGGCCAGCUACACUUUCCCAGACUUUCUCGGCUUGAAGAAGCCAGAAAUCCCCACAAAUGUAGCUCGCACAACAGAUGAACUAGUAAUACAGAGCUCAGACGACUUUCCAAAGCCACAGAAAGAUGUCCAUUUGGAUGAAGGAGGUACAGGGACUAAAGAUACCAAAGAGAAGAUUAACAUCGAUCCGUCAGGUAACGAUAACUUGAAGGCAAACACGGUGAAUUUACAGUCAGCGGGCGAGACCUGCUCAGGGCCCCCGUGUGCUACCGAGAAGAAUCACAUUGGUGACCUUUCACAAACCGCAGGAAGUGCCACCUCUGAGGGUGAUUGUUCAGCAAAGGUGACAAAGCACUCGGAAACGGAGAAGGGUGCUGUACAUCUGGGUUUGUCGACUGAGAAAGAGAUGGAUAAGUUAAAUGAUGAGCCUCAGGAGUCACCUUUAAUUAGUGAUGAAGGUAACCAACAUCCCUUCUCCUCAUGUUCUGUGCAUCCAGCUGACGAUGGUACCUGCAAGCCUUUAAGUGAUGUCUCCGCUGAGUUACCUGGUGGGCAGCUCUCUUCAGACCUUGAGUCCUGUUUAAAAACUGAAACCGUGACUAUGAUCUGCACAGCCUUUUUUCAAAAAAAGCCUUGUGACCCCAGUUAUCAGCCUCCCACCCAAUUGGAUCAAACAACUCCUCGCGAACUGGCUAGCACAGAUGCUGUGAAGCCCACAAUUCACUCUGCCGAUCUGACAAAGGAUGAAUCAGCGACUUCAGAAGUGACAUCCUCUGCCCAGUCAAUUCCUGUUAUCGAGCAAUGUUCCAGUAACUCUUCUUUAGUGCUGCUGCCUCCUGGACCAAUGUUGAGUCACUUGGAGUUCAUCACAGACUGUGAUAUCUCUCUUCCUGAGCACACAGAUAAAUGCGGCGCUGAUGGUGACAGCACCCAUGUCGAGAGCUGGGAAAUGACACAAAUGUCUUUAGCACAGGAUCUGGAGCACAGUGUUUUCAUCGUUAAAGUAGAUGAGACUAGUUCUAAACUGGAGGAUGGAAAUUAUAUUAUGGAAUCUGCCGCUAAACCUGAGAAUUCUGCAAUUAACAAUGUAAAUAUUUCCUUUCCACAAGAGGAAACUCUGUAUCCUCCUCCUCAGCCACCCAGUACAGUGGAUGUACUGGCAAAAGGUCAGUCAGAUAAUGUCAUUCCUCUCUCUCACAAUGGCAUCAAACGUGGUAUUUGUGAAGCUUCUAUUAAGGAUGAUCUUGUUAAUGUCAGCUGCCUACACAGCUCUGACCUGCCGACCAAAGAGGCUUAUGAUGACGUUAAUCAACCCGAUAUGAACAAGAAACUGGGAGAUCAGACCUCUGUGCUGUUUGCAGAGGAAAAGAAGAAAGUUGAGGAGGUGACAGUGGAUAAUCAAAAGGAAAUGGCAGACAGCAGCAAGCUGCAGACAGGAAAGACAGGCAAAACAGCACAACAGUGUAAUGGGCCAGAUAAGGAGGCUGUAGAGGAAAUUGAAGACCUGCAGCCACGACAUGAACAUCAAAUUCAAAAGACUGAAUCAACAGUAAUGGAUAUUAAAGAGGAAGGAGAAAGUAAGAGUGGGAUUGCAUCUAAAAGCCAGACAGAAACGUCUUCCUUAUCUCCCGCGAAACCUGCAGGGUCACUCGAGCAUGGGCAAAAGACUAAGGUAGAGUCUCACACUGUUUACGAUCUAAGUUUGUGCCGAACUCCGAUGGCAACACUGGAAUGCAGCUCCGACAGGGACACAGCACCAGCUCUUGGCCAAUCACAGUCCACACCAGAGCCAAACUGUUUUGCUCAGCAACAGGAGCAACAGCAGUGGCGCCUGGGAUCCAGACAUCCCACAGAGGAAUUAUCAGGUAGCUCUCUAGAGUGGGAAGAAAAGACUAACAGUCAGGCCAGGCAGAUCCAAGCACUGGUUGUAGGGGUAAAAGGGGUGGUAGAGGGAGGAGACAGCUCUGUUUGCAGUUUGUAUCAGUCAGGAAACAAGGGUGAGUUGACAUGUGAUGACAGCAGUGGCGAUGAACGAGCAAUAGGUUUAGAGAAAGGCAAGGCAGAGGGAGCUCAGUCUGCAGCAGUGUUUGACAGGGUAUAUGAGCCAUCUCAAAUUGCCAGUGAUUUUAAUGAGAGUGGAAAGGCGGCUGAGAAAAAAGCCUCGGCUGACAUUGUGAGAGUUACAGCUUGCUCUCAUGUAGGUGAGAUAAGCCCCACGUUCGAGGUAGUUGGGUUAGAUACAGACACUAAGUUUGCGAGUGAUCUGGUUUGUAAAGGUCAGCAACAAGGCAAUCUAUCAGCUGCCUGUCGAGACCAACCAGAAACCUCAAAGAACACUGCUGUAUCUGUUGAGUCAGCAUCACAGGAACCUGAGACAUCGCCUAUCCAAAUGUGUGUUUCAUCAAAGUUUAGCACAGACAAUCAUGGCAUUCAUACAGCAGUUAUUCCAGGUGAUAACCAGGCUGUUCCUACAAACACAUUCAGUACUCUGGUUGGGCAAGCAGGAUCUGUGGAAAAGGAUGUCAGUGCUGCCACGGCUGUGAAUAGAAACAGUGGGGAAACUGAGGAGUGUGAAAUUCAGGAUACGGUGUGCGAACCUCUCGAGCUACAAAGCUCCAAUAAAACGUCAGCCACAGAAAGCAGCCCAGCAGUACAAACACCCAUAAAAGGCCCUGAUGUAGAGGAGAUCACAAAGGAAGAUAAAGCUGCUUUGGACAAAGAGAAGGCUAGCAGCCAAGGAAAGGGACAAAUUGAGAUAAAAGCGACGAACAAUGAAGCAGUGACAAAGCAGGAGGUCAUAAAUCAAACUGGGAGUGCUAAAGACGGGGGCUCAUUUGAUCUUUUUAAGGCAUCAGAAAAUGACAAUUUCCACUGUGAAGGAAGAUCAGUUGGAAAAUCUCCAGUUGAACAAGUGUCAGUGAACACAGAGGCUGCCGAUGUGUCAGAGAGUCCUGCUCCUGGACUAACGGCCGGAAAACCAGAAACAAGCUGGUUACAAGAUCUAAAAGAAGCUGCGUACCUUUCUAAACAAGAGACCUCAAGACCCCUCCCAUCUCUGGAGUCUCCUCAAGGGUUUCUUACUCCGACUGAAGAAAUAGCUUCCCCUCUGAGACAAGAGGACCUCCGACCGCCAGAUAGAGCACCAGAGAAGACAACAGAGAUACCACCUCUAAAUCUUGUGAAGAAGCCAGUAGAUCUUCCUGAACCUUUAAAGACGCCAGCAGAGCUCCCAGAACCACCACAGCAGACAGUAGAGUUCUCAGAAGAAGCAUAUAAAGUAGAGCUUCCAGAACCACAACUGCAGACAGCUGUCCUAGCUGUCAGUCCUGCUCUG
Messenger RNA from Cyclopterus lumpus (lumpfish), 4069 nucleotides. RefSeq lists its product as uncharacterized. NCBI's taxonomy places the organism in Eukaryota, Metazoa, Chordata, Actinopteri, Perciformes, Cyclopteridae. The record is from RefSeq and is a predicted model, not a curated record. The transcript is spliced from 3 exons. The annotation marks the transcript as partial.